AUGGGUAUUUUUUCACAUUUAGUUGAGGCAACUGCCCGAGAUAUCAACCAACUGUUGAAGCUUCAAAAAGUACAUCCACAAGUUCGUGAUGAUGUAAAGCGUUAUCUUGAUGCGUUAAUACAAAAAUCUUAUAAGGAAGUAUUUAAUAUCCCUGAACAUCAGAAAGAAAGCACGUUUCAGAUUUGCAAUAGUCUGGUCAAUGAAAUCGUGAACACAUGUCUUACCAUAGACAUCCCACGGGCAGACUUUUUGGCCACAGAAAAAAAGUGUACUGAUUUGGAGGAACGCUUACAAAAUAUGGAAGGUCUUAUCAAAUAUUACGAAUCGUAUCAGGAUGACCUGAAGUUGCUACUUGAUGAUAUCAAAUCAUCACAUUAUUAUAUGCUUCAUAGCUACUUUCGUGAAGUGCUCAUAUUACGGCGUCGUAUUGACUACUUGAAAAAAAAAAAUCAUAGGGAUGAUCUCUUUAAAUUCUCGAACGUUUCAGGAAAAACUUUGUUGCCUUCAACUGGGGAUUUACGUAGCAGCUCACGGAAAAGUAUGGUAUUUCAUUCAAAGGAGUCUACUUUGGUCCCCGAUUUAACUUCUGAGAGUGAAAAAAUAGACCAGCAACCUAAAAUUCCGUUUCCAAAUUUGACUUCCAAUUCAAAUAGUUCAAUCCUAGCCAAUGAUCUAAUUUCGCUCAAUACAAGUAGACCAAUUCGCAACUCUGAAUCUUUACACCGAUCAACUCAAGUUACCAUUCAGGAUCAGCAAACUGUAUUGGAUGAGUGUUCCCCACUUCGGCAUAACACACCACGAUACACACACGAAAACGACUUCGCUUGCUCUUCGAGUAGAAAAUCCAAAACGGAAACAUUGGAUUUAGGGGGAACUGACGAUCCAUCUCAUACGAUCAGUGAACGCAUUUCUUCUAAUCAUUUUAAAAUAUCAGAUCUAGGGCAAUUACUCGAGCAUAUUUCUAAAACUGAGGAACCUGUUGAUGCAAUUUUUGAUUAUGAGGAAUACGUUGGCCUUUUAAACAAAUCCCAUUACCUGUUCGAAGAGCGAAUAGGAAAAUUAUUGAGUGAAAAAGAAAAAGCUAAAUAUUAUUACAUAAAUUUACAUCUGGGUACCAUUUCAGAUAAUUCUUUUGGCUUUAGCUCAGAAACGACGAAACUCUUGCAAAAUCAAUUGAAAAGCCAGCAUAAUGCAGUUUUAGCGUAUCAAAGAAAUCUGCAUAUGGCGAUUGAUUUAAUCAAAGGGCAAUUUUUCGAAAUCUUAGAGCAACUUCGGAAUGAUAUCAGUCGUCUCCAACAACAAUACGAAAAUCAGAUGUCUUUAGUGUUUCAAGUAUUUUUAUUGCAGCAAUCUCGCUCUAAUGCACUCGCAGAUUGUUUUACUUCGUUUAUGCACGAUGUUUCAUUAUAUUUAGAAAACAUAAGCAAGAGUAUUGAGUGCAAGCGUUGUUACGACUUUUUCAAAAUUCCCCCGGGUAAGGUUCACCACUUAACGGAUCUUCUUAAGCAGCCUACGGAGGCAAAAUACUCUCUAAAACUUAGAGAACUUCAGAGUAAAGUUGACGAGCCUCCUAAUUUAGAUUACAGUUUUCUCUGGGGCAUUCAUUUCUAUGUAAAUAAUUCAAUUAUCAAAGAAGCAGAGUCACUGUUAAGGGGGUUUUCUAAACGAUCUACUAAAUUACAGCGACACUUGAAGAAUCUAUUAUUGCAAAAUGUACUUUUAUCUGCAGAGAAACUCAAUGCUAUUGCAAACUCCAAUAGACCUAUGACUGUUUCGGAAUCAGGAGCUGAGCCAACCGCAAAGGAGAAACAUGAGUUAUGGAAUAAAACAAAGUUAGAAAAUACAGGAGGCAUGACUGGCAAAGACCUUUUGAAAGAGCUUGUAUCCUUGCGCCUUCGUCGUGCAGCAAAUCGGGUUUGUCUUUCUCGUUUUGAAUCAAUGAUUAAAGCGGAGGAAGAUGCGGAUAAAAUUAAACUGUACAAGGCAAUGUGCUAUGGACUUAAGCAUCAACUAACAAAGGACACGGCGCGUAUAAUCGAUUUGUUACGCUUGCUUUACUUGAGUCUUCAUGAAGUUGGGAUUAAACCUAGCUUUCAAAUACUCGCACCUAAGGUUGCGCGAGGCGUCACUCGUAAUUUAGCAAAACACUCUCAGAAGAAAGAGACCUAUUACUCAAUUGUAGAUGGCUCGGCAGGUUUAGACGCCGAUGGGAACUGCAUUUAUUUCAAUGAUGAACGUAUUCCAAUUUCAUUUUUCAACAAUGAUAAUAACCCCCGAAAGACCUAUACUCGGGGCGAAGUGAGUGCAGCCUUCAGUGGCGAUUACGAGUAUUACACCGGUGUCCAAUUAGGCAGACCGGUCAAGGAAGGGAUGCAUCCGCUGCAUUAUUACCACAAUGAGGAAUUGCAUGCUUGUUUCGAACCUCUAAUGCGAAAGGCGACUGCUUCGGCAGAAGCCAACACAAUCAACGACCCGUCAAUGGAAGGCCACCCUAGCCCCAAUCCAGAACCCAUGCCGAUGACGCGGAUUGUGUAUCCCGGCUUUCCACCACCGGCGGGGCCUGGGGUCUAUUACUAUAUGGAUGGCUAUCCCCUACGCCCCCCCCUUGCGAGCCCCUGCCCGUCCUCCCCGAACACCCAGGGCGAAGCCGAUUCACCCGGUUCAAUGUUCGACGCGGCCCCCCCCCUGUCAUCCCCUGUCUUCGCGACCUCCCCGAGGAGCCCCGCCUCGCGCCUGGUGCUUUACGAAGGCCCGGGCCCUGCGCCCUGCCCCAUCGCCGCCCCGGUUCCGCUCUUCACCCCUUUCCAGACUUUCCUCUCCCAUAACGGCCCCCCUGCCGGGGCUCGGAUGGCCUACUGGUGCGAAAGCCCCUACCUUUACAGCCUGGACGAAGGGAUUUACCCCCCGCCGGUGGAGGAGGAGCCGUUGCUUUGGAUUCGCCCGCUUUACCCGUCCCAGGAGGCGGGCCCGGGCCCCGAAUGCGACGCCUCCCUUCACCCGAGGGAGAUGAGCACGACUGCAGUCAUGCACGACCCCCACGCCGACGCCCCGCCUUCGCCGGACAGUGGGUCUGGGGCGGCGGUGAAGGGAUCGGCCUUGCACCCUUUGAAACCGGAGCCGACGUUGCCGAUUUCUGCGCAAACGACAGAGGUUCCUAUUUAUUCUACCAUCCUCAAAGCAAAGCAGAUGCGAGCCGCACGAAUCGAAAGGGAGGCGGCGCUCAAACUGGAAUUACAGAAACAACAGGAGGCGGAGCGAAGUUUGAAAGAAAAAUUAUUGAAUCCCGCUGAGAAUGAGGAUUAUCUUCGCCUAGAGAUACCGAGGUUACCACCCUUGCUUCCUAAGCCGCAACAAGCAGCUCAAUUACAACGCGAUCAAAUUUGGUCUAUUUUUCACACCAAAAAAUAA
Phytomonas sp. Hart1 is the source of this 3408-nucleotide messenger RNA. Lineage: Eukaryota; Euglenozoa; Kinetoplastea; Trypanosomatida; Trypanosomatidae. The record is from the annotation of a GenBank genome assembly.